Parasteatoda tepidariorum (common house spider) is the source of this 3656-nucleotide messenger RNA. Its product is annotated as filamin-A. Gene Ontology annotation, molecular function: actin filament binding. The record is from RefSeq and is a predicted model, not a curated record. NCBI's taxonomy places the organism in Eukaryota, Metazoa, Arthropoda, Arachnida, Araneae, Theridiidae. Gene Ontology annotation, biological process: actin cytoskeleton organization.
AGUUGUCUUUCUUGCGAGAGACUGUCCCAGAUUCCCUCCUUUUUCGGAUGGUGGCAAUCCCGACUUGUCGUCCAAUAAGAACCACCCUCGCAGCACGCGGUAACCCCUAUCCCAUCUCAGAAGGUAUCAACUAUCAUAGCACAUUCCCUCAAUUUUUCCCUCCGUCUUCUUCUUGCUUGGCUAUUUGCCGGGAAAAAACCUAUUUCGUGACACCUCUCCACGAGGUCCACUGGAAGACCUCUUUUAAUCGUCUUUUCCCAUAUAUUCCAUGGUCAUCCGGAAUUCAUUCAUAAAAUAAUAAACUGAAAAUGCCUUCAGGGAAAUACGACAAGCCUGUAAUCAUCGACAACCAUGAUGGAACCGUAACUUUUAAAUAUGAUCCCCGUGAAAUUGGAAGCCACGAAUUGUAUAUCAAGCACAAUCUCGAACCUGUACAAGGUAGCCCAUUCAAAUUCCACGUAGAUAAUGUAGCAAAUGGAACUCUCACUGCAUAUGGAGAUGGUUUAGUUCAAGGGGUGGCUGGUGAACCAUGCAACAUCACUGUAUCCAAUAACAAAAGCAACGCAAUUGGUAAAAUAAAUGUUUCCGUUGAAGGACCAUCCAGAGCAGAAGUUACAUGCCACGAUAACAAAGAUGGCACAAUGAGUGUUAUCUAUGUACCACCAUCUCCGGGUGAGUACAAAGUGUCCAUAAAAGCAGGGGACCAACAUGUGAGGGGAAGUCCAUUCACGGCGAAAAUUACAGCCGAGGGUCGAAAACGUAGUCAAAUAACUUUAGGUCAUUCCAGUGAAGUCUCAUUAAAUGUCCAAGAAAAAGAAGUCAAAUGUCUCAAUGCAAGCAUAAUCGCACCUUCUGGAUUAGAAGAGCCAUGCUUUGUCAAGAAACGACAAGAUGGCUCCCUCGGCAUAUCUUUCACUCCAAGGGAAGAAGGAGAACAUCAGAUAAACGUGAAGAAACUCGGAAAGCAUCUUCCAGGCAGUCCAUUUAAAAUAAAUGUCCUUGUGAAGGAUAUAGGUAAUGCAACAAAAGUAAAGAUCACAGGAGCUGGCCUAAAAGAAGGCAAAACGCACACAGAUAACCAGUUUGUAUUGCAUACUUCAGAUGCUGGCUUUGGUGGAAUAAAUUUUUCAGUAGAAGGCAGAAGUGCUGCCGAACUUAAAUGCGAAGACAGAGGUGAAGGUGUCAUAGUUUGCUCUUACAAACCAUCUGAACCAGGAUAUUACGUCAUUAAUCUCAAAUUUGCUGAUCAUCAUAUACCAGGUAGUCCAUUUACUGUAAAAGUUACUGGUCCUGGGUCUAAUAACGUUAGAGAAACUAUCAAAAAGAAAGUUGAUCAAGCACCUGUCGUUGAUAUUGGACAAGAAGGGAAGUUGAUAUUUCGAUUACCAGGUACUAAUGCCUUCGACAUGGCUGGAAAAGUUACCAACCCAACUGCAGUAACAGAAGACGCUGUGAUCGUUGACAUGGAAGAGUGCCUGUACGGUGUGUCUUUCAUGUCCAAAGAGCCAGGAGUCCAUACAAUCAGUGUCAGAUCCAAGGAAAUUCACAUACCCGGUUCCCCGUUCCAGUUCACUAUUGGAAGUCUGCAGACAUUCGGAGCCCACAAGGUCCAUGCUGGAGGUCUUGGUCUGGAACGAGGUGGUGCUAAUGAGCCCUGUGAGUUCAACUUGUACACCAGAGAAGCCGGAGCAGGAGUAUUGAACAUUUCAGUCGAAGGGCCAUCAAGAGCCGAAAUAAAUAUGAAUGAAAUAAGUCCAGGAUCUCAUUGCGUAACUUACAAAGUCACUGAACCAGGAGAGUACAGAAUCGGUAUCAAGUUCAACGAUGAACCCAUCCCAGACAGUCCUUUUAAAACUUACAUUCUUCCGGACGUGGGUGAUGCCAGAAAGAUAGAGUUGGGACACGUACCUGAUGCCGGAUUGCAAGUCAACAAACCCAUUGCAUUCACCAUUCAGAUGAAUGGUGCAAAAGGCCUUAUUGAUGGUAAAGUUGUAUCUCCAUCGGGAACUGAAGAUGACUGUUUUGUAUCACCAAUUGAUGAAGAUUCUUGGGCUCUGCGAUUCAUUCCCCGUGAAAACGGUAUUCAUCAAAUACAUCUUAGACACAAUGGAACUCAUAUUCCACAAAGCCCUUUUAGGAUAGUUAUUGGACAUGACGAUGCUGACCCAGCCGCUGUACAAGCAACUGGUAACGGACUAAAGGAAUGUAAAUCUGGAGCUAAAACCGACUUCUUAAUUAACACAUGCAACGCUGGAUCUGGACAAUUAGCAGUUACCAUUGAAGGCCCUUCCAAAGUCUCCAUGGAUUGUACAGAAGUAGCAGAUGGUUACAAAGUGCGAUAUACACCACUGGCACCUGGAGAUUAUUUUGCAACAAUUAAAUACAAUGGAUACCAUAUUCCUGGAAGCCCUUUUAAAAUUCUAUGUACAGGAACGGCAGUUGCAGAACCUGGUACUAAAGAAACGUCAUCUGUAGUCUUAGAAACUGUUGCUAAACAAUCCAAGCAUAAAGGUGAUCACCUACCAAGGUUCCGCUCUGAUCCCGCAAAAGUUAUCAGCAAAGGGCCAGGACUCAAGAAAGCUAUAACCCAUAAAAUGAAUUCCUUUCAGAUCAACUGCCAAGAUGCAGGUCAAAAUAUUCUUUUUGUAGCCUUGUAUGGACCUAAAGGACCUUGUGAUGAACUUCAUGUGAAACACACAGGUCGAAAUAUUUACAACAUCACGUACAUGAUUAAAGAUAGAGGAGAGCACGUUCUUAUAGUCAAAUACGGAACUGAUCAUAUCCCCGGUAGCCCAUUCAAAGUAGACUGCACAUAGAUCCCUUACUUACAGCAUCCUUAAAAAAAAUUUCCAGCAUACCAAAGGUUUCAAACCAUCCUAAGACUUACCUUAGCUCUGCAGCUUACCUAUUCCCAGUAUAAUAAAUUUUGACCAAGUAGUCACGCUUGUACGCAAAAUGUUAUUGGAUUCUCUAUGCUUUACUUUUAAUUGAGUCCAAUCGGCUUUAUUUUUCAACCAAUAUGAGUCUUAUAAUGGUUUGAAUAAGCGGUUAUACGUCUGGAUUUCAAUAUUUUUGUGUCUUAAACUCAAUGUUAUAAAGUUAUGUUCUGUGCCUGUUGAAAAACAUUUUAUAGAAUAUUAAAUUAGUCAGAAAUAUUGAUACUAUUAACUAAUUACUUUCUCUAAAUAAACAGUUAGUGAUUUUAAAAGAAUGACAUGGAAAAGUUAAUGAAGCUUUAAAUGAUACUAGAUCUUUUGCCAAAGCUAAAUCGCGGAAGCUAAAUAUUGCAGUACCUGCAGUAUUUAGCUUUUUUUUAGUAAAGAAAAGUUUAAAUGGUAUUAAUUAAGAAACAUCAAAAUGUGUUUAUUUAUUAUUUUUUCUAAUUGUUAAAAUUGUGUUGUUAGCAGAUUUUUUUUUCAAUCUUUGUAAUUUCAGAUCCGUAAUCUUUUUAGAUUAUUCAUGGAGAAAAAAAUUCUAAUUAACUUUUUUUUUUAAAUUAUUUAAAUAAUAUACAAUUUUAAAAAAAAUUUUUGUAUUAUUUUAUAUACCUGACUGCUAUUUUAAUAGUUCAUCAUAAUAUUCAAUGUGCUAUAAUUUAAUAUCAGUCAACAAAUCUCAGCAACUUUUUUUUCUUCAAUUUGACCUCAAUUUAAAAA